UCUUGUCAACCAGCUGGGCCUUGUAACGGGGACCUGUAACUCGAGUGAGAGCUUUAAGUUGGUUGGAGUUUGGCUUUGUCCAGACGGUCGGGCUCUGCUGAGAUAUGUACAGGCUUGCCCAUUCCAAGUAUGGAGUUGUGCCUUGGCCACUGAGUGAAGACUCGGGGGUCAGGGUCACUAAAGUGGAAGGCACAGCGCUAGGCUGGCUUCACAGAGCAGCGAUCACUUCCCUCUCUUGUCGGUGGAAGGAUAACAAGCUUGUUCUUGGCAAGUCCAAUUAACACCCGAUGGACCACUCAAACCAACAACCAUCUUUUUUUGGCUCGAAAAUAAUCCUCAAGCUAUAUUUUUGUGCACCUUAGACUAAAUGAGAACAAGCUUCUUUUUGCUGCAGGUGCAAUUAUAGUGAAGUAUUGCUUCAUUAGUAUCUUGCUCUCCCUGUUUUCUGUAAUUCACUUGUAUGUUUUUUACCCCAACCGAUAACACUACAAUGACAUACUAAUAAGUGAUUUAGUAGUUUGAGUUUGAUCACUUAAACUUCAGUUAUAGAACUUUACAAGCCAAAAAAAGCAAUGUGCUUAUAUUUUUCAGUAAUAGUUGCAUAUAAUAUCACAAAGGAACAUAUGAGGGAAAAGAUUAAGAUGAAAAUGAACCACCUAGGCUAAGGAAAUGAAUUUGUAUCUCUUCAUUUAGGCUGGAUGAAUGUCAUUCAGCUAGCUGAGCUUGGUAGCUUGGGCUUGUCACUCGAGCGAAAGCUUUGAGUUGGUUGGAGCUUGUCUUGUUCCAGACGGUGGGGUAGAAGAGCAGCAUGAUAUGGCAAGGCCACCGAACACCUAAUGGACCAAGUUAAACCAACAACCAGUUUUUUUUAUGUUUUUUUGCAUCUUUGGUGAGGCUCUCGUUUUUUAUGUUUUUUUUUUUUUUUUUGCAUGACUCUCGGUAGCUGAGUUAGCAUGUAAUAAAUGGUCCAUGUAGCUGAGUUAGCCCGUAACAAAUGGACCAACAGCGAGCCAGGAUCAAAGUUUCGGAACCAAUAACAUUUUUUAUUGCACCUUGAUGUGACUCUUGGUAGUUGAGUUAGUCUGUAAUAAGCGGCAAGUGAAACCAACAACCAAUUUUCAUUUUUUUGCAUCUUGAUGAGACUCAAUAAAGCUGAGUUAGCCUGUAAUAAGUGGACCAACGGCGAGCUGAGAUUGAAGCUUCGGAGCCAAAACGAAAUGCCACAAUUUUUAUUUUUAUUUUGCACCUUGAUGAGACUCCCGGUACCUGAGUUAUCCUGUAAUAAGUGAACUAACGGCGAGCCAGGAUAGAAGUUCCGCAGCCAAAAUGAAAUGCCACAUUUUUUUAUUUUUUUUUAAUCUUGAUGAGACUCUUGGUACUUGGUAGCACUACGUUGUAAGUGGAUCAACAACGAGCCAUGAUCAAAACUUCAGAGCCAAAACGAAAUUCCACAAUUUUGUGGAAUCAACAUAUGAGAUUUUCGCUAUAUAAAGGAAUGUUUGGUUCCUUGCGUUAUGCAGCUUAUUUGUCAACCAUAAAUAAAUUUGUGCUUGAGUCAGUUAAAUGUGUGUUUCUAAGAUUUCAUUUAAAUUUGACCUCUUUUAUAUAUGGUGCAGGUUUAGCAGGGGUUUUAGCCUAGGUCGAGGCCUAAAUUUACAACGAGACAUCUCCUGGAGAAAUAUAGAGUUGGCUUUUGUUUCGACAGCUAUAUCUGUUCUUUCAUGCACCACAGAGAUUAUUAGGUUACGUCGUGGUUACGUUCUGUUGGACAUACAGAUAAUUAUUUCACAUCAUAAGUUUAUGAUGGGGAGAAACAGCGAAGAACAAGUUAUCAUACAUAAGAGAUCAAAGGCAAGUAUGGAUGUUGAUCUGAGAAGAGCCCUGUUUACUCAGAAGCCCAGGUCACCAGCUGAAAAUGGCAGGCCAAGCAGUAUGGUUUUUAAGAAAGCCACAUGGUGAUUCCGGCUCAUAUAGUAGCAGAAGCAAUUUCAACACUCCAUGGUCUUGAUUUAAGAUGGUCAGGGCCUAUCACACCUACGGAAAUGAAUUAUGUUGAACAGUAUGUUCUAGCCAAGUAUCCAGAAUACUCAAAUGCGCUUGUUGAAGGAGGGGAAAAGACAGAACUUUAUGAUCUUUGCAUCAAAGAAGAGCCUGCACAUCUGUCGCCUGAUGACAAGCGAAAAUCUCCCAGAGGUGGUUUUAGGGAUUCAGUGGCGCCAACAUUUGGAAGCAACCAUCCUGAUUUAGACAAAACACAGUUAGAACCGUCAAGGCUUCAAGACGUUCUUACAAAGAAGUCGUCCUUUUUAGGAAGUUUCAUCUCCAUACCAGAAAUUCAAGCCAGGAAUAAAGUUUUGAAGCAGUGUGGAUUACCUGAUGAGGAGUACCUUGUUAUCUUCACUUCAAAUUACAAAAACGCAAUGAUGUUGGUUGGGGAGAGCUAUCCCUUCUUCCGAGGGAAUUACUACAUGACAAUUAUUAAGGAAGGAGAUGAUUACAUUAGAGAAUUUGCAAGUUACAAGGAAUCAAAAGUGAUUGCACCACCGGAGACUUGGUUGGAUUUGAGGAUCCGUGGAUCACAACUCAGCCAGUACUUCAGAAGGAAGAGUAAGCACACUCCAAAGGGUCUAUUUUCAUAUCCAGCUGAUGUAGAUGGCACCAAAUACUCUAUGCAUUGGGUUUCUGAAGCGCAUAGGAAUUCCUGGCAUGUUCUGCUUGAUGCCACUGCAAUAAACGUGGGGGAGGAACGAAUGAACCUGUCGCUCCACAGGCCAGAUUUUGUUCUGUGCAAGCCUGACAAUACUAAUGCUCACCCUUCAGAUAUCACAUGUCUGCUAAUCAGGAGAAGAUCUUUCGAUACAGGAGCUUCAGUUUAAGCAUACGAGCAAGCAGAUCACAUCUCACAAGAAACAUUAGUAUGAACUGGCUAAUUAUCUGCUGGAGACUGUUUCAUUAUAGACCGGUUCAGUUUAAAUCUGUAUAUGGUAACCUCUGAACUAGCUCAACUCCUUUCUAAAACUCAACCUCACUUAACAUUGCGGUGUUUAACUAAGGGCUGAUUGGCUAGCCCUAUGCCACCGCAUUCAAAUUUCUUCUAGUACGAACGUCAUACAAUAAUUACUAUCAGAAACAAUUGCAUCACAGAUAAAUCUAGCAAUUUGUAUUAGUUGCCAGUCAGGUAGCGAUGAUGACACGGGUAUUUGCUAGAAAUUUGUAUAUGCAACAGAUCCUCCACGAGUGUCGAUUACAUGGUGAAUAACUGAAUAUUGUUGGGGAGGACUGAACUUCAAGA
Molecule: messenger RNA, 3292 nt
Organism: Daucus carota subsp. sativus
Lineage: Eukaryota; Viridiplantae; Streptophyta; Magnoliopsida; Apiales; Apiaceae
Exons: 4
Coding region: 1953-2876 (307 amino acids)
Source: RefSeq, a predicted model, not a curated record